This is a messenger RNA of Erigeron canadensis, 1398 nucleotides long. RefSeq names its product exopolygalacturonase-like. NCBI's taxonomy places the organism in Eukaryota, Viridiplantae, Streptophyta, Magnoliopsida, Asterales, Asteraceae. Gene Ontology annotation, molecular function: polygalacturonase activity. The transcript is spliced from 5 exons. The coding region runs from base 1 to 1260 and encodes 419 amino acids. Gene Ontology annotation, biological process: carbohydrate metabolic process. The record is from RefSeq and is a predicted model, not a curated record.
AUGGUUAAAUCCAAACCAACAAUAGUUUUUGUUAUUUUCAUGUUCAUGGUGGUGGUAUCUCAGGCUCAUGUUUUUGACAUCACAAAGUUUGGCGCAAAGCCUGGUUCCGAAAUUAGCAAGCCUCUAUGCGAUGCUUGGAGAGCGGCAUGUGGUACGCCUGCACCAAGCAAAUUGCUCAUUCCAAAAGGCCAGUUUUGCUUGAAUGUCAUUGAGUUUAAGGGACCUUGCAAAGCUAGAGUUGAGGUUCAAAUCGAUGCACUUUUGAUCGGUCCCAAGGACCCUAAGGUCAUUCCUAAAGGAAAGCAAUGGAUUACGUUUAGUUACAUCAAUGGCCUGACCGUAUCAGAAUAUAUUGACACGACGAAUAUAUAUAUAUAUCAUAAUCAUCGUGAUUGUGAUAUUGUUUCAGGUUGUGGUACGUUAGAUGGCAUUGGAGGAGCCAUGGCAUGGCCAUCAAAUAAUCCAAAGAAAAACGCUCACCACAAAAAACCGUGUGGCCUUCAGUAUAAUCUUAGCUUCAACUUCAUCCAGAAUGCUUUGAUUACCGGAAUAACUUCAAAAGACAGUAAAAAUUUCCAUGUCAACGUGAUGUCGUGUACAAACGUAAUGUUUGACAAGUUUCAUAUAUUGGCUCCAGCAGAGAGCCCUAACACGGAUGGAAUCCACCUUGGAUGGUCAAAACACAUUACUAUUAGGAAUUCCAUAAUUAGAACCGGUGAUGAUUGUAUCUCGAUUGGUGAUGGAUGUGAGAACUUGCACAUUGAGGGAGUGAAAUGCGGUCCGGGCCAUGGUAUAAGUGUUGGAAGCUUGGGUAGAAACCCGGGUGAGAAACCAGUGAAAGGGGUUUUUGUGAAAAACUGUGUAUUUACAUGUACACAAAACGGUGUCCGGAUCAAAACAUGGCCUGAUUCUCUUCCUGGAGAGGUUGCAGAUAUGCAUUUUGAACAUCUUCAAAUGGAUAAAGUUGAAAACCCAAUUAUCAUUGAACAGGAUUAUUGCCCUCAUGGCGCAUGCUCAAAAAGCAAACCAUCGUUGGUUAAGGUUCACAAUAUAUUCAUCAAGGACAUCAAGGGAACCGCGACUACACCAACAGUUGUAAAGCUUAGAUGCAGCAAAGCAAAUAAUGGUUGCGAGAAUGUGAGGAUUCACGACAUUCAUCUAACGUAUCAUGGUCCUCACGGGCCUGCGCGUCAAGAAUGUUGCAACGUUAAGCCAAUUUACUCUGGAUCAUUGGUGCCUCCUGGUUGUGCACGGAGUUGAUUGAUUCUAUACGCGCGUAAAUUCGUAAAAUAACUUCCAAUGCUCUCCGGUUUCAUGAUUUUGUAACUAUAUACCACUUUGGAUCAUGGUGAUUGUUAGUUCAUUUCAUGUUUUAGGAUCAAUCUGGUUUGGAUCAUC